Molecule: messenger RNA, 1975 nt
Organism: Durio zibethinus
Lineage: Eukaryota; Viridiplantae; Streptophyta; Magnoliopsida; Malvales; Malvaceae
Source: RefSeq, a predicted model, not a curated record
GAUAAAAUAGUAAUGGAAAAUUCAGGCAGCCCUUUUAUUUACAGUCACUGACCACUGGCCCAUGCAAAUUGCAAUCCUAAUUUCCUUUUCUUUCUGCUUUGGAAUUUGGAUUGGAUGCCUAUGAAAUCUAGAUUUGCAUGAGGUUUCUAUCACUUUUUUGUUUCUUUGUUUUUUGUCAGUUAUAUGACUGAUGACCCCACUUGAUUCCAACGAGCGGUUCACAUUCAAUCUCCCCAAUCAAAUCUGAACACUGACAGCAAGAUUAUUGCAUCUAAUCUCACACUGAAAUACUGGGAAGUGAGGUGAACUUAAACUAAUCAAAGCUCCAAAAUCCAGACCAGAAAAGAAGCAGACAAAAACUUGAAGUAAGCAAACACCAAGAUCGAGGAAAAAGAAAGAAUCAAAGCAUCGUAGAUAGAAGAAGUAGAGAGGAGGAAGACCAGAAUCAAUGGGUUUCACCAUGGGAUUGAACUUCCUCCUUCUCAUAGCCAUGGUGGCUACUAACAUCCUCUCCCUUUACCACCUCUCUUCCACUGUCCUAUCUCCCAAACCUCCUCUGCCUGUUCCUAUACCUGAUCACCUCCUACGCCAGCUGAAUACUAUACGCGCCACCAUCAACCAUCUCACGCGCCACAACCCCUCCACUGCCAGCGCGGCAGCCAAUCCUAGCCGCACUGUACCUCAAGAUCUCAUCCUCCACUCACAAAUCGGCCCCAUUGCUUCUUCCUGCCACAACCACCCUGACCUUCUCCAUAGGUACAUGAAUUACUCUCCUUUUUCAGUCUGCCCUUAUGACCCUGACCUCCAAGAAACCCUUAUUCUCAACGGUUGCCACCCACUUCCACGUCGGCGUUGCUUCUCGAAAACCUCAUCAAAACCCCCUUCCUCUCUUCCUCUAAACCCUUUCCCAAUUUCCUUCCCUGACUCCUCCGUAAUCUGGAACAAAUACUCGUGUAAAUCUUUUGCCUGUCUUUCACAAAACAACCCCAUAGGCUUCGAUCUCAACGCUCAACGCUCUUCUCUGCUAAAAUACUCUUCUGAACUCGAUCUACCCGUUAACCAGUUCAUGCAAUUGGCUAAGUCAGCUAACUCGGUGAUCCGUCUUGGCAUUGACAUAGCCGGCGGAACUGGAACCUUCGCUGCAAUAAUGAAAAAAUUGUACAAUGUUACGAUAUUGACCACCACCUUGAACGUCAAUGCACCUUACAAUGAAGCCGUGGCUUUAAGAGGGUUGGUGCCUUUACACGUGCCGUUGCAGCAAAGGUUGCCUGUUUUCGAGGGGACGAUGGAUCUGGUCCGGUGUGGUAGGGCGGUGAACAGGUGGAUACCAGUGACGGUGAUGGAGUUUAUGUUUUAUGAUGUGGAUAGAGUGUUGAGAGGAGGAGGGUAUUUGUGGAUGGAUCGGUUCUUUAGUAAAGGAGCGGAUCUGGAGAAAGUUUACGGGCCAUUGAUUGGGAAGCUUGGCUAUAAGAUAGUGAAAUGGGCAGUUGCCAAUAAGACGGAUCCAAGUGGCUUGAAGAAUGGGGAAGUUUACUUGACAGCCUUGUUGCAAAAGCCUGUUUCAAAGUGAUGAUGCCAAAUGGGGAUUCAUUGAAAUUUUUAGAUCACAAUUGCUUUGAUGCCGGAAACAUGCCAUCAUCUGUCCAAAGAUCAACAUCCGCGCUCAGACAAGCUGGAAGAAAACCUUUGCUUGAGUAACAAAAACAACUUAUGUAUUCGCUCCAAUGUUGAUGAGGAUUUCAGCAGCUUCUUGAUGUUGUAAAGAUUGUAGAUGUCCGAAAAAUUUUAUAGAGAGGAGCAGAGAGGGUAUUGUACAAUCACAAGGUUCUGCCGACAGUGACGUGAUUUGUUGGUAGAUUGAAUGUUAGAUUUUUAGUUUUAGUGAUCAUGGAUCAAACAUUUUGUUGCUGUCUACAAAUAAAUCUGUAGAACAAAUCUCAAAUAUUGAAGUAAUACCAUUUUCUUUUGGUUUGGU